Messenger RNA from Trematomus bernacchii (emerald rockcod), 2601 nucleotides. RefSeq names its product galactosidase, beta 1 (gene glb1). Gene Ontology annotation, biological process: carbohydrate metabolic process. Gene Ontology annotation, molecular function: beta-galactosidase activity. Lineage: Eukaryota; Metazoa; Chordata; Actinopteri; Perciformes; Nototheniidae. Gene Ontology annotation, cellular component: vacuole. Bases 220 to 2166 code for a protein of 648 amino acids. The transcript has 16 exons. The record is from RefSeq and is a predicted model, not a curated record.
AAAGUUGUUUGCAAUCCGCCAAAAACCGAGAGAGAGAGAACAACAAUACAGCAUCACAUGAUUUCACUUCCGCAACUCAUGCUGCUAGUGCUAACACAUUAAUUCAAAACAUCAGUGGACUCAGGGAAGUAAGGACCGUAGCUGGAUGUGGGGAAUUCUGCCUUAAAGCUGCUUUAUUUUGUUCUUAACCCGGACAACACGCCUCCUGUGAGGACCAACAUGGCGCUGCUCGGAUUUGGAAACAUACUGCUGCUACUUCUGCUUUUUGAAAAUUCACUCGGGGCACCUGGUUCAUUCAGCGUGGAUUACCAGAGGGACUGCUUCCGAAAAGAUGGGGAAGAGUUUCGUUUUAUAUCGGGAAGCAUCCAUUACAGCCGGAUCCCCAGAGUCUACUGGAAGGACCGACUGCUCAAGAUGUACAUGGCAGGACUGAAUGCCAUCCAGACGUACAUUCCCUGGAACUACCACGAGGAGUCUCCAGGCCAGUACAGUUUUAGUGGAGAGCGGGAUAUGGAGUAUUUCCUUCAGCUGGCCCAAGAUAUUGGCUUAAUGGUGAUCCUUCGGCCUGGACCCUACAUAUGUGGAGAGUGGGACAUGGGAGGGCUGCCUGCCUGGCUUCUCAACAAGAAAGACAUCGUGCUGCGGUCGUCAGAUCCAGAUUACAUCGCGGCAGUAGAUAAGUGGAUGGGAAAGUUACUGCCCAUGAUAAAGCCAUAUCUCUACCAGAACGGGGGUCCUAUCAUCACUGUACAGGUGGAGAAUGAAUAUGGCAGUUAUUUCGCCUGUGACUACAACUACAUGCGUCACCUGACUAAGCUUUUCCGGUCCCACUUGGGCGAGGAGGUGGUGCUCUUCACCACAGAUGGAGCUGGACUCAAAUUCCUCAAGUGUGGCUCAAUACAAGGCCUUUACGCCACUGUGGACUUUGGCCCAGGUAAUGUAACGGCUGCUUUUAAUGCACAGAGACACGCAGAACCUCAUGGACCUUUGGUGAACUCUGAGUAUUACACUGGCUGGCUGGACCACUGGGGGUCUCCUCACUUUGUCGUGUCAUCCGCCACUGUGACCAAGUCCCUCAAUGAGAUGCUGGCCAUGGGAGCAAACGUCAACAUGUACAUGUUCAUAGGAGGGACAAACUUUGGAUACUGGAAUGGCGCCAACACACCGUACGGCGCGCAGCCCUCGAGCUACGACUACGACGCCCCUCUCUCUGAAGCAGGAGACCUCACAAAGAAGUACUUUGCUAUUCGUGAUGUCAUCAAAAUGUACCGUAAGAUACCAGAGGGACCAAUACCACCUACAACUCCAAAGUAUGGAUAUGGGACUGUUGGGAUGAAAAGGCUCCAAACAAUUUCAGAUGCCUUAGAAAUGCUUUCUUUCUCUGGCCCCAUCAAAAGCAUUUAUCCUCAGACUUUCAUCGAACUGAACCAGGCCUUUGGUUAUGUGCUCUACAGGACUAAACUUCCUGCUAACUGCAACACACCCACACCACUGUCGUCUCCUCUGAACGGCGUCCAUGACAGAGCGUAUGUGUCAGUGGACGGGGUGGCUGUGGGGAUUAUUGAAAGGAACAAGGCCUUAACUGUCAAUGUGACUGGGAAAGACGGCAGUCAGGUGGACAUACUGGUGGAGAAUAUGGGCCGAAUCAACUUCGGAAACCACAUCAAUGACUUUAAGGGCCUGGUGUCCAACCUGACUCUGGGGAAAGACACGCUCACUGGCUGGACGAUGUACAGCCUCAGCAUCGAUGAAGCGGUCAGUCAGGGCCUCCUCGGUGAAACCAAACCAACAGUCCCAUCUCCCCCCGCUGCUCUCUCCCUCCCCACCUUCUAUGAGGGAAGCUUCGUCAUUCCUGACGGCAUCCCAGACCUCCCCCAGGACACCUACAUCAAGCUGCCCAAAUGGAGGAAGGGGCAAGUUUGGAUUAACGGCUUCAACCUGGGACGCUACUGGCCGUCUCGGGGCCCUCAGGUGACACUUUAUGUUCCUGGCUCCAUCCUCAGCAACGCUGUCCCCAACAACGUGACUGUGCUGGAGCUGGAGGGCGCCCCCUGCGGCCCCGGGCCCUGCAGCGUGGAGUUUACCGACACCCCCAUCCUGAAUGGCCCAGUACAGUCUGACUUCAGACAGCAGAGGAGGCUCUUUUCUAAAGAUGAUUUGUUGUGAUAAUAAAGGAAGUGUACAGCUGCACUAAAAGGGAUCUAUUUGCACUUUCUGCCUAUUUUUAAUCAGCACCUGUUUUGUGAAAGAGAGUUCAUUUGGGACAUGAUAUCAAAAUUGAUGAAAUGUGUUUUUAGCAAUUAUUUGAACCAUCACAUAACUGUGAGCUCUCUACCUCACUGAUUCUCCAAAACAUUUUCAUUCAAAGCCUUCUUUUCUUUUAUGCCUAUUGAUAGACAUCACAUCAGGCUCUAUUAUGUAGAAGGUUUUAUUUUAUCGUGAAAAACACAUCAGAGAAAUACCAUAUUAUCAUUCAACUGAGGAUACAUUGUGGCACUGCUGACAUCUACAUUGUCUUUAAAAAUUGUUUGCAUUGAUUGUAAUGCUGUUGAGCAUUUGCCUUUUAAACAAAAAAAAUAAAAGCAUGAUUUUAUAAUACUU